Acanthoscelides obtectus is the source of this 2335-nucleotide messenger RNA. The record is from the annotation of a GenBank genome assembly. NCBI's taxonomy places the organism in Eukaryota, Metazoa, Arthropoda, Insecta, Coleoptera, Chrysomelidae.
AAUAUUUUAAUCUUGUUAUUUGUUGCAGAAAUGACCGUGCGGCAUGUCGACCGGCUCCAACAGCAGCGUCACGCCCACCUCGUCUCCAAGCACCGCCCCUCCACUUUCAAGCCCCGCCUUCCCGCUAUCGAGCCCCGCCUCUUCGGUCGACUCGACGGCUUACGCCAUCCUGUACUUCGCAUCGUCCCCGCCAGACGGCGCCCUCGCCGUUAACGACUCCGCCUCCUCGCUGCCGCUGCCAGCCAAUCACGUGCAGCAUGUGGCGCUCGCCAUCUUGCUCAGCGUGGUCAUCGUCAUCGUCAUAUUUGGUAAUACGCUGGUCAUACUGGCGGUCAUUACGACGAGGAGGUUGAGGACGGUCACGAAUUGUUUUGUGAUGUCGUUGGCGGUGGCUGAUUGGUUGGUGGGGAUUUGCGUUAUGCCACCGGCUGUGGCUUAUACGCUUAUGGGAACAUGGGAGCUCGGCUGGAUUCUUUGCGACAUAUGGGUCUCUCUGGACAUCCUGUUAUGUACAGCUUCGAUUCUAAGCCUGUGCGCGAUCAGCAUCGAUCGGUAUUUGGCCGUCACGCAGCCCCUACGGUACUCCAGAAACAGGAGAUCCAAGAGGCUCGCAUUCGGCAUGAUCCUCGUUGUUUGGGUUAGCUCCAUGCUUAUAUCCUGUCCUCCGAUAUUCGGAUGGUACGAACCAGGCAAACAUGCGAACAAAACCUGCAGAUACAACAAGAAUACCGGCUACGUCAUCUAUUCAGCGAUGGGUUCUUUUUUCAUACCAAUGGUGGUAAUGUUGUACGUCUACAUAAAAAUAUCCUGCGUGGUGGCACAACGGCACGACCAACUGGCACAGUCUGAUGCCACUCAUUCAAAGAAAAGUGCUAAGUUGAUACUGAAUGCCAAAGAAGAAUCAGACGUAGACAGGUCCUCUGAGUGUGAGGAGGCACACGUGAAAUGUUCCAGGUAUUUUCGGCAAGUAAAUGCAUGCGCUCAUUCGCCGGAGUCGAACCACAACGAGCACCCGAAGAAGGUUCCAAUCACUCCAUCGCGUUCCAUCAGAUCCAACAUCAACUACACAUUCAACCAUGUUCAUGAGCCUCUUACUCCAACGCGGUCUGCCAGUUUGUGUCGAUCUGGGCUUCCCAUACGAUCCAGUUUCAAAUUCCAAUUCUCGUCUCGCCCGGAAUCGCUCCAUCUGGAUGCCUCCAUGCUGAACUACGAACCAGCGUCGAGAGUCUCAUCGUUCCGGCGCGAGACGAAGACCGCCCAGACCCUGAGCAUCGUGAUGGGCGGUUUCAUAGCCUGCUGGCUGCCCUUCUUCAUCUUCUAUCUGCUAACGCCCUUCAUCACGACCAAUGAAACAACGACACUCAUCAUGUCCUACCUGACGUGGUUAGGCUGGAUCAACUCCGCUAUCAAUCCGUUCAUCUACGCGUUCUACAGUCCUGACUUCCGAAUAGCCUUCUGGAGACUGACCGUGAAACACUUCUCGAACAACAGAAGGGCCGACUUCGCGUCACAGCAUAAAUGAGACAGGGGGACUAUAAGGUUUGCGCCUCAGGAAGCAGCCGUUUGAAAUUAGCGAAGGCUUUUGGUUGAACUGGUUCGCGAUAGCACUUUGAAUGUCAAACGCCUGUUAAGGCUGGCAUAGGUGUUGUUGUGAUGUACAGGGUGGCCAACUAAGAAUGCGAGGUUCUGGAUCUGGGAACCUAUCUAUCGCAGAGGCAAACACAGUUAAAGCUUCCAACAGAAAUACCUGGAAAAUAUUUUUAAGCUUCUUAAAUGGGUGUAACUGCAAUCCUGAACCUAAAAAAGUGAUGUUUCUGUGAAUUCCGAUAUAUUAACUUGAGGAUAAUGAGAACUUUUUUUGAUUGACAAUUUUUGCUGUAUCUCUAAAAAUAAAGUGGUGGGGGGUAUUCAAAGGUUUCCGUAAAAAACACCGUGUAUCUAGUUGAAUGAGCUAUUCCUGGGCUGAAAAUAUUAUAAUAUUUGAAGAUUAGUUACUUGCACAUGUGGCCGCCAGAGGUCCUUUUUCGACAUUUCUCAAAAUUUAAAUGCAUUGGUUUGAUUUUUCUUAUAAAAAUGUAGCUAAAUGAUGUCUAAACAUGCUCGCGAAAACCGUAUCUCGAUAUCUUGGUCCUAACUUAUAAUUUAGGCCAUCGAAAGUUUGAUAAGGAUCCCUUAAUUCUGUAUUUCUUUUAAACUAAUUUUGCUGGAACUGUUUAAGUUUUUACAGUUUUGGGCUGCAUUUUCACGGAGCGAGACAUGCUAGCGUCAUCGGGAGUUUUAAAAAAUGACUUUGUUUUUCGCAGAAGAAUCUAACAACUACUAUAGUAGUUGCUGG